Molecule: messenger RNA, 2536 nt
Organism: Hylaeus anthracinus
Lineage: Eukaryota; Metazoa; Arthropoda; Insecta; Hymenoptera; Colletidae
Gene: BTBD9
Product: BTB/POZ domain-containing protein 9
Exons: 10
Coding region: 484-2319 (611 amino acids)
Biological process (GO): modulation of chemical synaptic transmission; circadian behavior; adult locomotory behavior
Molecular function (GO): protein binding
Source: RefSeq, a predicted model, not a curated record
UAUUUAUAUUAUGAUGAUUAUAUGUUGACGAUAAAAGUUGAUGCGAAAUUUAUCGAACUUGAAAUAAUACAUCUCUAAGGUGGGAACAUCCUUAUUUUUAUAUUUACGUUAAUCCUCUUGGGAUUUAUUUAACUCUUAAUAAGUUGAUCUUAUUAAAGAAUAGUGAAAGCCAAGUGUGGAAUGUGUAAGUGAAAUCGUAGAACGAUAUAAAAAUGUGAAUGAUAGUUCAGAGUGAAGUUUAAACAUUGAAACCUUUUUUUAUUUACUAUCCAAUAAUUGAUAGGGAUUUAUGGAAUCGAUGUUUUCUCAUUUGUGAAUAAAUAAACAUUGAAGAACAAACAGUCUCGAAUGUAAUAAAAUCCAUAAAAAAAAAUGUCAUUGUACGUCGACAAAGUGUCGUAUUCGUCGAAAGAAGAGUAAUUAUAGAAAAAAGACAAUUGAAAAAACAUUGUGAGAGAACAAUACAAUCACAACAUAACAAAAAUGAGUUCUCAUCAUCGGUUAAAUCCACCUUCCGGUGAUAUAGAACAUAUUGGUUACCUUUCCGAAAAUAUUGGAGCUCUCUAUCUCUCAGAUGAUUAUUCAGAUAUAACUUUGAUUGUCGGUGGUCAAAGAUUCAAUGGUCACAAGAUCAUAUUAGCAGCUCGUAGUCAAUACUUUAGAGCUCUUCUCUUCGGAGGAUUGAAGGAAUCUACACAAUGUGAAAUUGAAUUAAAGGAUGCUAAUUCAACUGCUUUUAAAGUUUUACUUGAAUACAUAUAUACAGGACGUAUGUCUCUAACAGACAGACGUGAAGAGGUGGUUUUAGAUAUUCUUGGAUUAGCACAUCUUUAUGGGUUUUCAGAAUUGGAAACCUCUAUAUCAGAUUAUCUCAGAGAAAUAUUGAAUAUAAAAAAUAUCUGCCUCAUAUUUGAUGCAGCUUUACUUUAUCAACUAGAAUUUCUUACCAGGGUUUGUCAUGAGUACAUGGACAAACAUGCGUGCGAAGUGAUACAACAUGAGAACUUUUUACAAUUAAGCACUGGAGCUUUGAAUGAGCUAAUAUUGAGAGAUUCCUUCUAUGCACCAGAGGUUAAUAUCUUUCUGGCUGUACGAGCAUGGGUAAAUGCAAAUCCUGAUGCUGAUAGCAAAAGUGUUUUAGAUAAGGUACGAUUAAGCUUAGUUCCUAUUACGGAUCUUUUGAAUAUUGUUCGAGUGUCUGGGUUAGUUACUCCUGAAGCAAUCUUAGAUGCAAUAGCUGCAAAGACGCAAAUACGGGAUUCGGAUCUUAAUUACCGCGGUCGACUAUUUAUCGAUGAAAAUGUUGCUCAUCCUAUACAUGGUGCUCAAGUUCUACAAGGUGAAAUGCGCAGUCACCUUUUAGAUGGAGAUACAAACAAUUACGAUAUGGAAAGAGGGUAUACCAGACACACGAUCACGGAGUCUCAAGAACAUGGUAUUUUGAUCAAAUUGGGAACUCAGUGCAUUAUUAAUCACGUAAAGAUGUUACUCUGGGAUAAAGAUAUGCGAUCGUAUUCUUACUACUUAGAGGUGUCCAUGGAUCAAAAAGAUUGGGUACGAGUUAUCGAUCACACAGAAUACUUUUGUCGCAGUUGGCAGUACUUAUACUUUGAGCCAAGAGUAGUUCUUUAUAUUCGUAUUGUUGGCACGAAUAAUACUGUAAACAAGGUUUUCCAUGUCGUAAGUUUUGAAGCUUAUUAUACAAAUCACACGGAGAAACUUUGCAAUGGUUUUGUCGUUCCAUCACGGAAUAUUGCUACCAUGGAUCGUAGCGCCACCGUUACAGAAGGAGUUUGUAGAUCUCGAAAUGCUCUAUUAAAUGGCGACACAUCGAAUUAUGAUUGGGAUAGCGGAUACACAUGCCAUCAACUUGGUUCUGGUUCCAUUUUAGUACAACUUGGACAACCGUAUAUUAUAGAUUCCAUGCGGUUAUUACUUUGGGAUUGUGAUGAUCGUACAUACUCUUACUACAUAGAAGUGUCUGGUAAUUCUUGGAAUUGGGUUCUAGUUGCUGAUAAAACCAGAGAAGCUUGUCGUUCUUGGCAAACAAUACAUUUUUCACCACCUCGUCCCGUCGUUUUUAUACGUAUUGUUGGAACACAUAACACCGCGAAUGAGGUGUUUCACUGUGUUCAUUUUGAAUGUCCCGCUCAAACCAAUGAUAAAAUUGUAUCUAAAUCUCCAGUUCACAGAGGAAAACAAUCAAUACCCAAUGAUUCUGUGCUUUCAUUGGUAUCUCCGCCUCCAGAAACCGCUACAGAAGCAGUAAACAGUGAUCAGGAGGAAACAAAUUCUGGUUAUCACAAUGUUUUCUCAUAAUUGUUUUCAUUUUCUUAAUUUGUUUAGGACAAAUCAUUGCGAAAAUUCACUCGAUACUUUUACAAUUAUAUGUUAAGUACAAAACUUUUAUUUUCCAAUGUUAACUUUCUGUAUUAAAACCUUGCAUGUUUGUAUAAUAUUGGAUAAGUUAUGAUUGUAAAAAUAGCUGUAAGAUACAUUUUUCGAUUAAAGUACAUAUUUAAUUUGGUAAACCUGA